This is a messenger RNA of Arabidopsis thaliana (thale cress), 2025 nucleotides long. RefSeq names its product RNA-binding KH domain-containing protein. Lineage: Eukaryota; Viridiplantae; Streptophyta; Magnoliopsida; Brassicales; Brassicaceae. The transcript has 7 exons. Gene Ontology annotation, cellular component: nucleus. The coding region runs from base 1354 to 2025 and encodes 223 amino acids. The record is from RefSeq and is marked reviewed. Gene Ontology annotation, molecular function: RNA binding; nucleic acid binding.
AAACACAAUACCGAACCGGAUCAAUUCAACAAACGUGAAAUAAAUCGAAGCGGGCCAGGUCAAGUAGGUAGCCCUCUCAAUGAUUAAGAGGGAACCAGCUGUAUCCAGAGACCCUCUGAGUCAGUAAGAAGCUUCUAAGAGGGACAGGAAACGGUAAAAAAAACACGAGUUAUGUCCGGUAAUAUCAAAAUGGCAAAAAUCAUUCAUUUCAAGAAAGAAAAGAGUAGAGAGAGUCUCACACAGCUAUAAAGGCCCAAAAACACCAAUCCACCGACGAGUAUUGUAGAUUUAGAGGUCUACAACUAAAAGCCUUUGUGUGUGCCAGAUUAGCUCCCUACUAAUCCGCCGCCGCACCUCCUCGAUCUCCGCCCAGCUCCCUUCUUUUCUAUCUAUCUAUUCAGUUGUUUCUCCGGUAACAACCAGCUGAGGAAGAAGAAGAAGUAGUAGCCGUGAUGAUGAUGAUGACGUCACUUGGUGGUGGUGCUGGAGGCGGCGGAGGAGGUGGUGGUAGUGGUGGUGGGAGAUUUGUGACGUAUCCGCCGCCUCUAUCUGUGCCUCCGUCGGCUCCUCAGUCACCUAACUUCUCUGGUGGUCUCCGAUCACAGCCUUCUUUCCUCGUUGAGCAAGAGAAGUAAUUAUAUCAAUCUCUAUGUUUUUCGCUUUGUCUUAUAGUUGACUUGUUUCUUGAUCUCUGUUAUACUGAUUUGGAUCUCAAAGUCUUAAUUUUUAUCGCAAAUCUUAAAACUUUUUUUUUGUUUUUCGUAUCGUAUUUUUCAUUUCUGGUUCUGGUUUCUCAUACUGAGAUCUAUGCUUUCUACUUCUGAUGCCCCCGUCGAUUUUCAAAUAUAUAUGGAUGAGUUCUUACCUACCUACCACUGCAAAUUAAGCUCCUUUUGAGCUCAAUAUACUUCAAUUGUGGAUUGGUUUCUAUAAAAUAUCCAACUUUUAAAUUUCAAAACAAUUUAUCUAAAUCUAUCAACUUAGUUUGUGUUUGUAUCGACAGGGUAAUGGAUUGUUAGUGCCACAGGUGUUAUAAAAUCGUAUGUUGUGUUCAUUUCGUGUUUGUUGACUUGUGUUCAUGAAGCUAUGAAUUCUCCACUCUGCCUAGAUGCUGAUGUUUGGAGACGGAUUUGCUAAAUGAAUUUGAAUACAUUAAUCUACUGACAUUCAUAUUCCGCUUAUUAAACGUGAUUAUUAAGUGAAAAUGAGUGGAUCUUCUUGUAUGCUCAAGGUCAUACUAAUCUGGAUAAUCUGCAAUUUCUCUUCUUUUUUUUCAGGUAUCUUUCUGAGUUACUUGCAGAGCGUCACAAGCUUACUCCAUUUUUGCCUGUGCUUCCACAUGUUUGCCGGCUCAUGAACCAAGAAAUUUUGCGUGUAACCACGCUGUUGGAGAAUGCCUUAAGUCAGAGUAGGUUUGAUCACCCUAGCCCUCUGGCUUCUGGAGGGAUAUUUCAGAAUUCAAGAGCUGACAUGAACGGAUGGGCCUCACAAUUUCCAUCAGAAAGAUCGGUUUCAUCAUCCCCAGCACCAAAUUGGCUUAACUCUCCUGGUAGCUCGUCCGGUCUCAUCGUCAAGCGAACAAUAAGGGUGGAUAUUCCAGUCGACAAAUACCCAAACUACAAUUUUGUCGGUCGUCUCUUGGGUCCUAGAGGAAACUCCCUCAAACGAGUUGAAGCGAGUACUGAUUGUCGUGUUCUAAUAAGGGGUAGAGGCAGCAUUAAAGAUCCGAUUAAGGAGGAUAUGAUGAGAGGUAAACCUGGUUAUGAGCACCUCAAUGAACCACUCCACAUCUUAGUCGAGGCAGAAUUACCCAUUGAAAUAGUGGACGCACGUCUCAUGCAAGCCCGUGAAAUACUCGACGAUCUACUUACUCCCGUGGAGGAAACCCAUGAUUUCUACAAGAAACAACAGCUACGGGAAUUGGCCCUUCUCAACGGCAGUCUUCGAGAAGAAGGAUCUCCAAUGUCUGGUUCCAUCUCACCUUACAAUAGCCUCGGCAUGAAGAGAGCUAAGACAAGGGGCUAA